This is a messenger RNA of Carassius gibelio (silver crucian carp), 3388 nucleotides long. RefSeq lists its product as uncharacterized. The transcript is spliced from 9 exons. The record is from RefSeq and is a predicted model, not a curated record. The coding region runs from base 47 to 3388 and encodes 1113 amino acids. NCBI's taxonomy places the organism in Eukaryota, Metazoa, Chordata, Actinopteri, Cypriniformes, Cyprinidae.
CUGUUUCAGAACCGGAAGUGAGGGGCGGAGCUAUUAACACCUAGAAAUGGCGGAGAGCACGAGACAUAUAACUAUUCAGAAUGGUGACGCAUUACCUGAGCUGCAGCAGUGCAACAAGUGUUGCAGCAAUUAUCACUGCCCUUUUUGCGCGGCCAGCGUGUUUAAGCCAGCCAAACUGGUCAAAUUAAAAACCCAUCUUCAAAGCCACUUUAACAAGGCAGUAGUCUGUGGAGGCUAUACUAUACACAGAUGUGGACUAGGAUGUAGACCAGCUCUACAUCACCACUGUCCAUACUGUGAAACAACAAUUUUAAAGAGAGGUGAUUUUGAAAAACAUGUACAGGUUUGCAAAAAAACCCCUCCUCCAACUUCAGCCACAAUUCCAUCUCCAACCACUGCAGCAUUGACCACACCAGCUGUGAGAGGGACACCAUCUUCAACCACUGCAGUUCUGACCACACCAUCUCCAACCACUGCAGCAUUGACCACACCAGCUGUGAGAGGGACACCAUCUUCAACCACUGCAGUGCUGACCACACCAGCUGUGAGAGGGAAACCAUCUCCUACCACUGCAGUUCUGACCACACCAUCUCCAACCACUGCAGUGCUGACCACACCAGCUGUGAGAGGGAAACCAUCUCCUACCACUGCAGUUCUGACCACACCAUCUCCAACCACUGCAGUGCUGACCACACCAGCUGUGAGAGGGAAACCAUCUCCUACCACUGCAGUUCUGACCACACCAUCUCCAACCACUGCAGUGCUGACCACACCAGCUGUGAGAGGGAAACCAUCUCCUACCACUGCAGUUCUGACCACACCAUCUCCAACCACUGCAGUGCCAACUACACCAGCAGUCUUCUCAGGAAGGGUUUGUGUAAGGCCUGUGAUCAGAAAAAGAUGCCCAGUUUGCAAUAUCCUCAUUAAUAAAAGAAACCUAAAAAAGCACAUUGACCGCAAACACACAGAAGAGCCAAUACAGGACAUUAAUGCCACAUCCCAUCUUGAGAGCCAGUGCAUCGAUAGGACAAAUGGCAUAUUUACAGUUCUUAAAGUUACAAAGGGUCACAGUGUUCCUCUUCAUAUUCAGGUCAAGACAUGGGGAGAACAUCAUAAGGUCAUUUGUGAAUCACAUGAAUGUCAGGUCAGUAUGGAAGUUGCACAGAGAAGUGGCCUGUCAUCAUACCAGUGCAAACACAUCCGCUCUGUAAAUUACUGUGCAUCCUCUGCAGAACCAGUCUCCCUGAAAGAAGAGAUUUUAUCCGAGAUGGUGAAAGCAAAGUGGUUUAGUAAUGAAAAGAAGAAGAUUUGCCUUACUCGGCAGCAGCAUGCUAACAGCAGUCACAUACCACUCUCUGUUCAAACCUCGAUCGGCACCCCUGAAACAAAGAAGUUCAUUUCAGUAUUUGAACCCAGUGUCUCCUAUUACAGCAGGUUGGGGCGUGUAAUGGUUGUAUAUGACUCAAAAUUAAACACAUGGCAUUGUCCCUGUGCCAUAUUGAGGCGCUCAUGUGUGCACAAAUAUAUUGCAAAAUGGCACCUUUUUCAGACACAACGCGACUUGUUUCGAACAGUCUUCAGCAGAGAAGAAUCACCACGCAAAGAACCAUAUGCACAGUCUGAGAAGGAUUUCAGAGAAGACAAUCCUGUUUAUCCUCCAAAACAUCAAGGGUUAAAUAAUAUGGUAUGUUACAUUCUUCAGCACAAGAAGAUUCCUGUUGAUCUACCAGAUGAUGUGCGGGUACCAUCACCAGACAAAGAUUACCCAAAAAUCCUUUGUCCAGAUGAAUGUGUCUGUCAGAUUUGUCCAGGUGUUGUUCCCCUCAGUGAACCCAUCCUAAUUACGAAGAAGGCUAAAAUACUCACAAACUGGUCCAUAAUUGAAGAUGUUGCCAUUUACUGUAAGCAGUGCCCACUAUGUGGAAUGUUCUACCGUUAUCAGGAGUGGAAAGACCACCUACAUAACUUUGAUGACCACAACAUCCUUGCAAUACCCUUAUGCCUAACCUUGAGAAGCCUUCUUCAGGUGCAUACAUCGGUGAGCAGAGCAGUAAAUUAUUUGGAAGAUUUGACAGGUUUGAAGUUUCCGGCACCAGACACGGUUCUUCAUGCCUACUUGCAUUUUGAGGCCCUUGUGGAACAUGAGUACAGAUACUCAUGUAUUACCUGUGGUGACCAUCCCGCAGUUGUGAUAAUGGAUCUACACAAAAAGGGUGUUUUCCAUUUUUCUGGUAUGUUUAUUAUAAUCAUGUUCACUUCCAUCACUACAGCUCAUUAUGUUUUUAAUUCUGCUGUUAUAGGUGGUGCACAAAAUCCAUUUGCAGUUAAACCUACGUAUCACUUCUGGGCUCCUUGGAUUGGCAAGAGGACACGUCGUUCAGACAAUGUGCUAAACACAGAGUUUGAAAAAGUUCAUUCUUCAAAGUCUGCCUCAGAGACUGCAGAAAUUACGGUGACAGAGGAGAGGCUGAAAGAAGAACUUCAAAAGCAGAAGGUUAUUGUUAUUCGGAAACUAUGCAAAGAAUGUGGUCUGGACUCCACUGGCUCUCGGAGUGACCUCCUCCUCAGAUUGUCCAAUGAAAUGAAAUCGAGGCAAACAUAUGAUAAAAUCUUUGAAAAAAUCUGGGGUGCCUCUGGAGGCUGGGGAGUCAUCAUGUGCCCAUGUGGUGUAGUUUACAGUUUAAAAUGCAAUCUUCGAGCAGAAAGCCCUCGAGAUUUUGUUGAUCUUCUGUUCUCAUGGAAGCACAUGCCGAACAUUAUCAUUUAUGACUUUGCACGCGGUUUAGCAACACAUGCCAAUCUCAGGGCACCAGAAAGCAUUCCUAUUCAUCCACAUGAGGGACGCUUGGCAGAACCCACUCAAGAAAACAUAACACUUGCCAGAUCUGGAAAUCUGAAAGUGUCCUUGCCUUGGCUGGAGGAAAAAAAGAGUGCAAGUGAUCCUCAAGGACACCCACUGACAGGAUCUUCUGAUCAUUACAUAUUAUCUGACCGUUUUCACGAGAACAAUACCAAAGACAGUAGAGAUGUUCUGAGGAAGAUCACUAUAGUGCCUCAACUAGCUGGCAAAAUAAAUAGCCAGGUUGCAGAGCAACUGUUCUCAAAGAUGAGAAAAAAUAACUACUUCUUGAACAUGUCUCAGCCAUCAACACACCUCUUUCAAAUGAGGACCAUAAUUCACCACUAUAACGAAAACAAGAACAACAAAGUGAGGACUAGAUUAAUGAAGACAUUUGGAUCAAAAUUGGUGAUGAAUAUGCAUGGACAGGCUGUGCUGGAAAAUUCGGACAUCUCUAUAGACGAGCUAGUCCCCACAGACAUUGAGAUGGAGCAUGUUACCACGACAUCAAUGACAGUCCCAACCAGUAGUAAGUGUAAACCUGUAUAA